Messenger RNA from Callorhinchus milii (elephant shark), 1978 nucleotides. RefSeq names its product REX4 homolog, 3'-5' exonuclease (gene rexo4). Lineage: Eukaryota; Metazoa; Chordata; Chondrichthyes; Chimaeriformes; Callorhinchidae. The record is from RefSeq and is a predicted model, not a curated record. Gene Ontology annotation, molecular function: nucleic acid binding; 3'-5' exonuclease activity. Gene Ontology annotation, cellular component: nucleus. Gene Ontology annotation, biological process: rRNA processing; DNA catabolic process. The transcript has 9 exons. The coding region runs from base 138 to 1367 and encodes 409 amino acids.
GGCGUUUCCGGUUUGGGAGACCGGCGCGUGUGUGAGUGAGUGAGAGGGAGAGAGAGAGACGCGCGCACUCGGGGCAUCGCAGAGAGUAACAGACAGAGUGAUGACCGUUUGUGCGCCCAGUAGCCGAUGAACAGAAAAUGGCCAAAGGAAAGUCCAGCAGCAGUGCAGUGCCAGAGGCUAAGCCGCGCAAACCCAAAAAAUCAAAAAAAAAGAAGUUUUGGGUAAAUAAUACAGGUGUGACCAAAAAGAAGAGUGGUGUAGAGGUGCCUCUGCCUCCCAAAGGAGCUCUGGAAUACUCCACCAACUGGAAGAAACUUCAGCAGCUGAUGAAUGAGAAGACGGCUGCUCAGAACUCAACUCCAGAGACGCAGAAAGUUCUAGAAAAGAAGUCCAAGCUCCGUGUGGACUUGGCUGCGGAGGAGACUCCUUCACGCAAGGUGAAACCAAAGUCAGCCACAGAAGAGAAACGCCAAGCAGCUAAUGGCGCGCUGAGGGAGCCGGUGAAGGAGAAUGGAACUCAGGCCACUAAACCCGUCGCCAAAGGGAAGCGGCAAAAAGGACGCCAGCCUCCAGAGGAAAACCACAUCAAAGACAAGAAACGAAAAAGAGAGAGUGAGAAACGAACAGGCUCGGCCGCUCCAGUUCUUGCCACGCCUGACAUCUGGUUUGACGACGUGGAUCCUGACGAAAUCGAAGCUGCCAUGGGGCAGCAGGCAGGGCUUGUGGCCCGGCAGCAGGUGGGCUACGCACCAAAGGCCGCGGUGCACCCUGUCCAGGAGACCCUGGUUAAAGAUGGAGGCUUCACUGGACUGACAAAAGCCGUGGCAAUGGACUGUGAGAUGGUGGGAGUGGGGCCUGACGGUGUGGAGAGCAUCCUGGCUCGGGUUUCUAUCGUCAACCAUUUUGGGAAAUGUGUUUAUGACAAAUACGUUAAACCAACCGAGAAAGUAACAGAUUACCGGACGCCAGUCAGCGGGAUCCGACCCCACGAUAUGAAGAACGGUGAGGAGUUUAAGGUGGUGCAGAAGGAGGUGGCAGAUUUGCUGAGCGAACGGAUGUUGGUUGGCCACGCGAUACAUAAUGAUCUGAAGAUCUUAUUCCUUGAUCACCCAAAAAGGAAAAUCAGAGACACACAGAAGUACAAACCUUUCAGAAAAAUAGUUAACUCGGGCCGCCCCUCUCUGAAGCUCCUGUGUAGGGACAUCCUCAACAUUAGGGUCCAGGAAUCUGAGCAUUGCUCUGUACAGGAUGCCCAGGCUGCAAUGAGACUAUACACCUUGGUGAAGAAGCAGUGGGAGGCAGAGCUUAAAGAAAAAAGAGCAGUGAAAAGAAACCCAACCACCGAGUCAGUAGUUCAGAACAGCUAGCGGGAACCCGAUCAACCUCCCAGCGAGGCGAAGGCUGGCCAAGAACUAGACUGCCUUCCUGCGACUCUGGCUCCCAGCACCUCAAGCCACGGGACAUUGUUUGCUAGCAGCUUUCAUAUUUGUUUAUUAAAUAAAAACCACAACCACCAAACUGGCUUAAAGCGGGCAGGGUGGCUUAACGGCUCGUCAGAUAUCUCGGAGACGCUGGUGGACAAGGCUGAGCAGCCCAUGGUUUGGUCUUGGCCAGUGGACCAGGAGACGUGUUGGGAAUGUGAAGCGGGCAGACUGAGCCCUGGGGGGCAGUGCAGCACCCAUGAAAUCCUUCAGGUCUGAUGUUUUGCGCUGUGACGAGUAUGUGCCCGCGUGCAUCUGUCACUGGUGGCGUUUAUUUUCCCCAUUGUGUUCCUAGUUGAUGUUAACGGACAAUACCGCUCACUGCUGUGCGAGACACGAUCAGGCAGACCGCAGUGGGAAGCGAGUUCAGAACAGCAGUGGUCCCAGUCCUACCGGGGGGCAGGGAAUGUUUGUUGAAACAAUAACAUUUCUGUCUUGCACACAAGAGAAAUGACUUAUCUGUUUAAUAAAAGCACAUUUUAGUGUUAAGAGAGUCA